UCACCAAAUACUGUGAGGCAAAAGUAAUUUUUGUUCUUGGAACGCUCCUCCUUGUUGGUCUCUCUUGACCAAACAUUCAAUCUCCCCAAUUAUCCUUCCAUCGCUUUGGAAUAAAACAUCGAACGUCGCGCAGCCACGUACAUGCAGCAUUUACUGAUUUAGGAGUAAUUUGGAUGUAGUCCCAGAAAUGCGCUGGUGGAAGUGGCCUUGAUAAAAGCGUGAGAGCAAGCACAGAAGCGUAAUUUCAUGCUGAAUUCCCUGAAUUAAGCACAUCAAUGUGGACAGGAACAGAAGGAGUGCUGUACUACAACAUUUCACUUCAAGCACAAAUUGACUUUUUUUUUACAUACUGGAAUUAAUUUGUUUUCACACUCCACAAUAGACUUGAGAUAUGUUUGGACUUCUUGAGUUUUUUAGUUAGGUAGGAUGAAAUGGACUGUUUGAAAAGCAGAAAAACUGAAAUUUUUUAAAGCCAUGAGAAAGACUUGUGCAUGUGUCUCUGAACCAGAAAUGCUUUGAACUCAGCAGUUCUCCUACUGUGAACCUGAGUGCGUUCGUUAAACUCGUUGGACUGCGAAAGCUAACCGAACUGUCUGUGGGGAUCUGGGAUAUGCUGCUUGGCUGAAGAAGCACAGAGUAGGUGAUCUGAGUGGGUUCGUGGCCUGAAGGUGUGCGGGUUCAGACGUCAGGAUGGGGUGUAACAUGUGUGUGGUGCAGAAGCCCGAGGAGCAGUGCAGGGUCAUGUUCCAGGUGAACAGUAGAGACCUGACUCAGCUCUCUCAGGAGCAGAGCCUGCAUGCGCUGCGCUGCAGGAGGAACAUGAGGUGGGGUCCGAGGAGGAAAGCAGGUGUGCCUGGAGCUGUUGGAGGGACGAUGGUAAUGACUGACUGUGUGGACAGCGGGACGCAGACAGAUAUUAGCUUCCAGCACAUGGUGACAUUAGGCAGACCCGUCCAUCACAACAGACCAGCGUCACCUCCUUCCCCUCUACUGCCGCCCAUGCCAGAGCCCUACCUCUUCAGCCAGCUCCCUGCUAUUGACCAUGUGUACUACGACCCAAUGGACUACUUUGACAUUAGUCAACAUGAGGUGGACAGACAAGAUGACUUGGAGUAUGAGGAGGUGGAACUGUAUAAAUCUUGUCAGCAAGAUAAACUGGGUUUAACGGUGUGUUAUCGCACUGAUGAUGAAGAGGAUCUGGGUAUCUACGUGGGUGAGGUCAACCCUAAUAGCAUUGCUGCUAAAGAUGGCCGAAUCCGUGAGGGAGACAGAAUACUGCAGAUAAAUGGGAUGGAUGUCCAGAACAGAGAGGAAGCUGUGGCCAUCCUGACCAGAGAGGACAGCACCAACAUCUCUCUGCUACUGGCACGACCAGAUAUUGAGAAUGAGGCUGAUGAUCUGGAUUUGGAGUUGGCCGAGGGCCUGGAUCUAGAGGACUUGGAAAAUGUCUCGAACUCACCCAGUCCUCAGCACCGAAGGAAAACCAGCUCUGUGCUGAGUGACAUCAAUGGGAUCCGAGCUGCUCGGCCCAACUUAUGGCACACUGCGCUCAAUAACAGCCAGGAGCUGGACAGCGGGGUGGGUCGCACCGAUGAAAGUACACGGUGCGAGGAGUCCUCCGAGCUGGCUGACGAUGCCACCAGCGCAUGCACGACCAAUGCCACCAAUACACCCGGCAGUUUGCGCAAGUUUCGCGCUGCUCAGCAUGGAUGGGAAUUUCACUACAGCAACGACUCACUGCUGGGGCCAGAUGCAGUGGGAGUGGUGGAUCUGCCAGGGUCAAUGAUACCAGGGUUAACUGAAGAGGAAUAUGAACGCUACCGAGAGCUACUGGAGAUCCGCUGCCUUUACGAGAAGAACAGAAAUGCACUUUUUCUUUUGGAUGGAAGGAACCAUGGUGGAGGAGUUGGGGAUUUUGCAGGAGCAGGUGUUCCUGUAGACAUGAAUUGUAACGAGAGCCUGAUGCAGCACGAAAUUGCUCUUCUCGAUGAGGAAAUACGUCACCUGGAGUUUAAGUGGCGCAAUGUUUUGCGGGCUCAAAAGAUGCAGCAGUUGCGCCAACGCUGCCUAAAGGUCUGGCCAGCUGAUGAAGAGGACGAUGAAGAAAAAGGAGCAAAGGCAAGGUGUGGAGGUGCAGAGGCGAUCCACCAUGACCUGUCGGAUAUCAACGAGAUCCCAGAAAGGGAACGCUCUGAUAAAGAGAGCACAAGUGCUUAUAAUACCGGUGGGGAAAGUUGCAGAAGCACGCCUUUGGCAAGUGAGCGAUACCCUUCACUGUCUGCGGCCGGAGAUUCCAGUGCCUCUGCAACCAUGCGACCUCGGACGCCCCAUCACAGAACAAGCACAAGUAGGGAUACGAAUCUAAAUGUACCAUCGGAUGCCAAGAAAAAGAGUGAAGAAACAGUGGACAACAAAAGCUCUACUCCAGCAAGGCUUCGGUCGUUAUCCCGGAAUGGCGGGAGUAGUAGAAAGGGCUUGGAUGGAGCACGAAGGGGGUCCCAUGCAAAUGGGACUCUCACUACCGGGAUCGCGAAAGGGGGAAGGAGUGCAGAAAACAGUCCGUACUUGUCCCGUCGCCGCUGCAGUACCACGCUGCCUCAACGCUACCAGAGUUGCAUGCAGUUGAAGGACUUGUCUACAAACAACAGUCCAGAAGUUAGGGACGCCAAUAAAGAGGUUCCUUCUCACUCCAAUACCUUAACUUGUGCAAACAGAGACUCCACAGCUGCUCCUGCAACUUCUUUGAUUAUACCUCCUCCACUGCCUCCAUCUUCACCUCGAAUGGAGUGGAAGGUAAAGAUCCGCAGCGAUGGCUCGCGUUAUGUCGCCAAACGUCCGGUAAGAGAUCGUUUGCUAAAGGCUCGGGCCAUGAAGAUUCGAGAGGAGCGCAGUGGGAUGACCACGGACGAUGAUGCGGUCGGUGAAAUGAAGAUGGGACGCUAUUGGAGCAAGGAGGAACGUAAGCAGCAGCUGCUGAGAGCUCGCGAGCAACGGCGACGCCGUGAGUUCAUGAUGCAGAGCCGACUGGACUUCUUGCGGGAGAAAGAGAAGGAACAAGACUCCGGACCUCAAGGACAGGCUUCCAUACUUGAGCUGAGCCAGAAAAAGAGUAUGAAGAAACGCAGUCGACGCAUCCUGGACAACUGGAUCACCAUUCAGGAGCUGCUGGCACAUGGGACCCGCUCUGUAGAUGGGAAGAAAGUGUUCAACCCUUUGCUGUCCGUGACCACUGUUUAAUAAUUGGUGUGAAAUGAGACCUUUUAACAAGAAAAAAGUAAAGAUAUUUGGAUUACAGAGUUUACCGAUUAUUUGCGACUGUCUGACAAAGAUGCCUUGCAGUUUAAUCCAGAAAUGUUGAUGAUGAAUAUAAAUGUACAAGACAGAAAGGCUAAUGGCAAAUGAAUGUAAAUUUUUCGUAAUUAACAUGAACUCUGGGAGCAUCUUUCUGUUCCUAUACAUUGCUUUGAUGCUUGAUAUUUCAGAGUCACUCUCAGACUGUUACAAUGCAGUGGUGGUCUUGAGCAUUUCCAAACCUGAUUAAAACAUUAAUUUCUUUCAUAAAAACUUUUCAGUCUGAGAACAUUUCAUGAUAAGAGAAAAAAGUUUAGGGGCCUAUUGCUUGAACUGACUAGUAGUCAUCUCUCUUUUUUCAAGACUAGUCGUAACUUUUUAACUUCAUAACUGAAGUUAAGAAGCAUAUUAACAUAUCGGCAGUGUUUAUGCAACUGGCCCCAGAAG
Sinocyclocheilus anshuiensis is the source of this 3738-nucleotide messenger RNA. RefSeq names its product PDZ domain-containing protein 4-like. The transcript is spliced from 7 exons. Gene Ontology annotation, molecular function: protein binding. Lineage: Eukaryota; Metazoa; Chordata; Actinopteri; Cypriniformes; Cyprinidae. The record is from RefSeq and is a predicted model, not a curated record. Bases 691 to 3237 code for a protein of 848 amino acids.